Molecule: messenger RNA, 708 nt
Organism: Melanaphis sacchari
Lineage: Eukaryota; Metazoa; Arthropoda; Insecta; Hemiptera; Aphididae
Product: piggyBac transposable element-derived protein 4-like
Exons: 3
Coding region: 1-708 (235 amino acids)
Source: RefSeq, a predicted model, not a curated record
AUGUUUACAUUUUUAGCAACUACUAUAUUGAUGUCAAGAAAUAAAAAACUAGACAUCAAAGACUACUGGUCUACUGACCCAUUACUGAGCUCACCAAUUUUUAGACAAAUAACUUCUAGAAACAAAUACUUAUUAUUACUUCAAAUGCUUCAUUUCUGCAACAAUGACAAUCAAGAAAAAAGAAACCGUCUAUUCAAAUUAGAUAUUAUAUUAGAUGAAAUUCACACAAAUUUUAAGGCUGGAAUGGUGCCUUUUCAAAAUAUAGUAAUUGAUGAAAGCUUAGUCCUCUGGAAAGAUAGACUAAGCUUUAAACAAUUUAUCAAAACAAAAAGGCAUCGUUUUGGAAUAAAAUUAUUUGUCCUCUGUGACAUUGAGACCGACUUCAUCCUUGAUUUCAUUAUGUAUACUGAAGCUGAAACAAGAUUACUUCCAUAUGAUGCAAAUAUUGGCAUAUCAGGAGCUGUUGUAAAAACUUAUAUUGCACCAUACUUGAACAAAGGAUAUAACUUGUAUACUGAUAAUUGGUUUACUUCCCUAAUAUUAGCAAAAAGAGAAGUAUUCAUGUUAUCUACUAAGUUUGAUGAUAAACUAGAUGACUCUGGCAAGUUGGACUGUAAAGGUAGUAUUGAUAAGACAGAUAUACUACAAAGUUCAGUAGAAUGUGUUAGAAAAACCAGCAAAUGGUACAAAAAAUAUUUUUUCAUCUGA